CCACACGUGCGCACUCUAUGGAACAAUCUGAAUGUUUCGAUUGACAAGAUCUGCUCAUCGUUUGCUACGCACUCCAGUCGUGCGUGCAUCCCAGUUUCACUGGGAAAACGAUGUUCCGGUAAUCGGGACCCCCGUGAACGCGGAAUCCGCAGAUUUCAAGGAAAACAAAGAGAAAAUGAGCAACCUGGUCGCAGAACUGCGCGCCGUUGUGGAUACGAAUUCGCGCGGAGGCAGCGAGAAGGCUCGUCAACUACACGAGUCGCGAGGAAAGCUUCUCGUCCGUGAGAGAAUUCAAUGUCUUCUUGAUCCGGGAUCUCCGUUCCUUGAGUUCUCUCAGUUGGCCGGAUAUAAACUCUAUGGCAACGAGGAAGUACCCGCCGGUGGUAUCAUCACCGGUAUUGGCCGCAUAUGUGGCACAGAGUGUGUAAUAGUGGCGAACGAUGCGACAGUCAAGGGGGGCGUUUAUUAUCCAAUCACAGUCAAGAAGCACGUGAGAGCUCAAGAGAUCGCUCAACAGAAUCGACUGCCUUGUGUCUAUCUGGUCGACUCUGGCGGCGCGAAUCUACCACGACAAGACGAGGUCUUUCCCGAUCGAGAUCACUUCGGUCGCAUCUUCUACAACCAAGCCAAUCUGUCGUCGCUCGGCAUUCCACAGAUUGCCGCAGUGCUUGGAUCGUGUACAGCCGGUGGGGCGUACGUACCCGCAAUGGCCGACGAGAGUAUAAUCGUUAAGCGACAAGGCACUAUCUUUCUCGGUGGCCCGCCGCUUGUUAAAGCAGCCACAGGAGAGGUGAUAGACGCCGAACGUUUAGGAGGUGCGGAUCUCCAUUGUCGGACGUCGGGAGUAACAGAUCACUACGCGUUAGACGAUCGACACGCAUUGUAUCUCGUCCGUCGAGUCAUCAAGAAUGUUAACUAUCAAAAGUCCGUGCCUGUGACGGUACAGGAAGUCGAAGAACCGGCUCGCUCACCAGACGAACUCUACGGUAUCGUACCGCCGUCAUACGAAACGGCGUACGACGUACGUGAGGUGAUCGCUCGCGUCGUCGACGGCAGUAAAUUCGACGAAUUCAAACAGCUUUAUGGUCAGACGAUUGUUUGUGGGUUUGCUCGUCUCUAUGGUUACCCAGUCGGAUUUGUUGCCAACAACGGUGUUCUCUACUCUGAGUCGGCGGUGAAAGCUACUCACUUCAUCGAGUUGUGUUGUCAGCGUCGCAUCCCUCUUAUCUUCCUUCAAAACAUCACCGGGUUUAUGGUCGGCAGUGAAGCGGAGGCAGGGGGGAUAGCCAAACACGGUGCGAAAAUGGUCACCGCGGUUGCUUGUGCCAAAGUUCCGAAAAUCACUGUGAUUAUCGGCGGGAGCUUUGGAGCUGGAAAUUAUGGAAUGUGUGGGCGAGCAUACGGGCCACGGUUUCUCUACAUGUGGCCAAAUGCUCGGAUAUCGGUGAUGGGUGGGAAGCAGGCGGCUCUCGUGUUGGCAACACUUCAGGAGGAGCAGCAUCGUCGAGAAAACAAGCCGUUCACUGAUGAGGACAAGGAGAGGAUAAUGAAUCCGAUUGUUGAGAAGUUUGAGCGCGAAGGCAAGCCGUAUUAUUCAAGCGCAAGAUUGUGGGACGACGGGGUGAUUGACCCGAUGGAUACGAGAAAAGUAUUAGGACUUAGUCUGAGUGCUGCACUGAAUGGUCCGAUACCAGACACGCAGUUUGGUGUGUUUCGGAUGUAGCGCAGCAUGUCGUGCUGUUUGUUUCGUUUCCAAUUGUGUGAUGAGAUGCAUUUACGGAGAAUGGAA
Molecule: messenger RNA, 1789 nt
Organism: Corticium candelabrum
Lineage: Eukaryota; Metazoa; Porifera; Homoscleromorpha; Homosclerophorida; Plakinidae
Product: methylcrotonoyl-CoA carboxylase beta chain, mitochondrial-like
Exons: 1
Coding region: 32-1723 (563 amino acids)
Biological process (GO): L-leucine catabolic process
Cellular component (GO): methylcrotonoyl-CoA carboxylase complex; mitochondrion
Molecular function (GO): methylcrotonoyl-CoA carboxylase activity
Source: RefSeq, a predicted model, not a curated record